UCUUAGUUGUCCGUCAGAGUUUGAGAGUACUCUCUAAGAUCCUCAUCCCAAUCCUGAACUCGGUGCCUCUGCCCUCUCUACUCUACUCUGCCUCCCGUGUGUUCACUUGGUGGUAGCCACAAGCUGAGAGACUCUACACUACACACUACACACCAUGCGGAUUCUCCACUUGCAGGUCUUAUGUCUAGUGUCUGCCUGGGUGCUCUGCAAAGGGGAGAAAAAGAGAGAAUGCGACAACUUCACAGACCUGGAUCUGCGUCAAUCCUUCCUCGGGACGAACCUGUAUGUGCGCUUGCUACUCUACACGCGCGCCAACAUGAACUGCGGCCAGGAGAUUCCCCAUCACAACAUCACUGCCAACCCGCUCUUCGACCUCUCCAGGCCCACAGCCUUCGUGAUCCAUGGCUACCGUCCUACGGGUGCACCGCCCAUCUGGAUUGACCACAUUGUGCAGUUGCUGGCCGCACAGCAGGAUAUGAACGUCCUGGUGGUGGACUGGAACCGCGGCGCUGCCAACCUCAACUACUUCACCGCAGUCACCAACACCAGGAAGACUGCCGCCAACAUCACAGGGUUCAUUCAGAAGAUGCAAGAGAAGGGCACGUCUCUGAACUCGAUCCACCUGAUCGGGGUCAGCCUUGGGGCACAUGUGGCAGGCUUCAUUGGAGCCAUGCUGCGCGGCAAGGUCGGCAGAAUCACAGGUCUGGACCCUGCAGGCCCCAUGUUCACCGGAGUGCCUCCUGAGGAGCGGCUGGACCCGAGUGACGCCCAGUUUGUGGACGUGCUGCACACAGAUAUGGACGGCUUUGGACUCAGAGGUGCUCAUGGUCACAUAGACUUCUAUGCCAAUGGAGGAGCCGACCAACCUGGAUGCCCCAAAACCAUCUUCUCAGGGAAGGCUUUCUUUGUGUGUGACCAUCAGCGGUCCGUGUUCCUGUACCUGUGUGCUCUCAACAAUACCUGCAAGGUCACAGCCUAUCCCUGCUCGUCCUACAGCGACUUCCUGAAUGGACAGUGCAUGCAGUGCGAGGCCUUUAAACCCGCCUCCUGUCCUGUUCUGGGGUAUGACAUGAGUCCAUGGAGAGACACCCUACUGAAGCUGGGACAGACCAGAGCCUUCUUCUCAACCACAUCUGUACUUCCAUUCAACAAAACCACGUACAGGAUCGACAUGGUGACAUGGAACCAGUACCUCCGAUGGGGAGUAGUUGUGCUCCGGCUGCACAGUGGCAGAAACUCGGUGGAAACGAGAAUGGACAACAAGCUGUACAGAUUUGAGCAGUACACCUCGACUCGCCUCCUAGCACAGUUUGACGAGGACUUGGACCCCAUCCAGAAGAUCUCCCUGAGGAUCGUGACGGGGAACGUGAUUGGCCCACGCUACAAACUGCGUCUUCUGAGGAUCAGGAUAACGCCACUGAACCAGCCAGAGAAGCAACUAAUGUGUCGCUAUGACAUCAUCCUGGAAGAAAACAUGGAGGUGUCCUUCAGGCCGCUGCCAUGCAACGACGCAUAAGGCGUUGCUGAGACACAAGAGUGCUGCUACAUUCAAACCAUCAUUGCCAAGACAGUUACCUUCUCUACAUAACCCACACUUUGUGAAUACCACAAAAGACUUAAAAGCAUCACAACUGCUAAAGCUCAUAUUAACUCCAGGUGCCAAUCCCAGGUUCAGAAAAUAAAAAGCCCAGCCACUUUUUUCAUUCUUCUCCAAAACAGGUGACAUCAUCAGUGAGUAGCAGACCUACAUGGUUCUGAGUGUUCAUUUAGGUCAUCUGAUUCAAAACUAAUUGGACCAAAUUUGUUGCAGGUAGUCUAGCAAAGACCAAUGAUCCUAAGACGGUUUACUCGCGUCAUAAAUGUAGUCUCUCUCUCAGUAUAUCCAGGGUCUUCGAUAAUACUUUCUGAACUCUCGAUUGACACCAUCGGAUUACAUGCUUCAGUGGCCCUGACAUGAGUUGGGAAGACUUUGUGCCUUUCAUGUUUCUGCUGAUUUCUACUGAUAUUAAGCUCAUGUAUUAUUAUUAUUAUUAUUUUUGGACCAGCAAAUGAAUGAACUGUUUGGGAGAUCACUUGACUGGUGUAAAACAAACCUGAUGAGACUUGUGAAAUGUUCUGUAAAAGCACUGCAUGGAUGCAUGAACAUGGUGAUGAUAAUGACACAAAACUCAAGACUGCACUUUACGUAGAGAAUCUGUAUAGCUUUUUUUCAGACGUCAGUGACAAGAUAUUGUCCAUUUUUAAAUAAUCUUUGUAUGUCUUUGUAGGUUUGCUUUUUUAAUCAAAUGUACAAAAACACUAAUAAAAUUGUAAACAAGCAGAUGGACUUGAUGUUCUUUCAGAUGAUCCACUGAAUAUCACACACCUAUAAAACGUCCUGAAUACAGUGUGGCUUCAAUAUUAUUUUAUUACAUCCAACUAUUAGUAAAAGAGUGCAACUCUUGUUUUUUAUGUGCCUCAGAAAAUUAAUUGAAUACAUUGUGUGCGUGUGUGUGUGUGUGUGUGCGUUUGUGUGUGUGUGUGUGUGUGUGUAAAAUAACAUUUAACUGAAAGAGUA
Engraulis encrasicolus (European anchovy) is the source of this 2557-nucleotide messenger RNA. It is a transcript of the gene lipib, whose product is annotated as lipase, member Ib. The coding region runs from base 155 to 1516 and encodes 453 amino acids. The transcript is spliced from 11 exons. Lineage: Eukaryota; Metazoa; Chordata; Actinopteri; Clupeiformes; Engraulidae. Gene Ontology annotation, biological process: lipid catabolic process. Gene Ontology annotation, molecular function: glycerophospholipase activity; carboxylic ester hydrolase activity. The record is from RefSeq and is a predicted model, not a curated record.